Molecule: messenger RNA, 1675 nt
Organism: Sodiomyces alkalinus F11
Lineage: Eukaryota; Fungi; Ascomycota; Sordariomycetes; Glomerellales; Plectosphaerellaceae
Product: putative isocitrate dehydrogenase, NAD-dependent
Exons: 3
Coding region: 385-1212 (275 amino acids)
Biological process (GO): tricarboxylic acid cycle; isocitrate metabolic process
Cellular component (GO): mitochondrion
Molecular function (GO): isocitrate dehydrogenase (NAD+) activity; magnesium ion binding; NAD binding
Source: RefSeq, a predicted model, not a curated record
CAGAGGUUCUUUGCCUCCCAGAGCGACCGUGUUGCCAAGUUCAAUGGUGUCAAGGACUCGAAUGUACGGGCGCAUCCUCCCACCCUUCCUAACCUUGCUGUUGAAUCAUGGCCGAGGAGGGGGGGAAAACAAAACAUUCACUCGAUCGCCAUGACGUUCAACAUGCGGUAGGAACCUAUACAAAGGGAUGCGAGGCUGAUAAUAUAGUAGGGCAACUACGCCGUCAGUUUGAUUGAGGGCGAUGGUAUUGGCCCUGAGAUCUCUCAGGCCGUCAAGGACAUCUUCUCCGCUGCCCAGGCCCCGAUUACCUGGGAACCCGUCGAUGUCACCCCAAUCCUCAAGGACGGCAAGACUGCCAUCCCUGAUGCCGCGAUCGACAGCAUCAUGAAGAACAAGAUUGCCCUCAAGGGUCCUCUUGCUACACCUAUUGGCAAGGGCCACGUCUCCCUUAACCUCACCCUCCGCCGGACAUUCAACCUCUUCGCCAACCUUCGCCCCUGCCGAUCCGUCGCCGGUUACAAAACCCCCUACGACAACGUCGACACCGUCUUGAUUCGCGAGAACACCGAGGGCGAAUACUCCGGCAUCGAGCACGUCGUCGUCGACGGCGUCGUGCAGAGCAUCAAGCUCAUCACCCGCGAGGCCAGCGAGCGCGUCCUCCGCUUCGCCUUCCAGCACGCCCAGGCCAUCGGCCGCAAGAAGGUCCGCGUCGUCCACAAGGCCACCAUCAUGAAGAUGUCCGACGGCCUCUUCCUGAACGUCGGCCGCGAGGUUGCCAAGGACUUCCCCGACAUCGAGUUCGACGCCGAGCUGCUCGACAACUCCUGCCUCAAGAUGGUCACCGACCCCGUCCCCUACAACGACAAGGUCCUCGUCAUGCCCAACCUGUACGGCGACAUCCUGUCCGACAUGUGCGCCGGUCUCAUCGGCGGUCUCGGCCUCACCCCUUCCGGCAACAUUGGCGACGAGUGCUCCAUCUUCGAGGCCGUCCACGGCUCGGCUCCCGACAUUGCCGGCAAGGGCCUGGCGAACCCCACCGCCCUGCUGCUCAGCUCCAUGAUGAUGCUGAGGCACAUGGAGCUGAACCAGUACGCCGACAAGAUCGAGAAGGCCACUUUCGACACCCUUGCUGAGGGCAAGGCCCUCACUGGUGACCUCGGCGGCAAGGCCAAGACCAACGAGUACGCCGCCGCCAUCAUUUCCAGGCUGUAAAGUGGAGUUUUCGGCCAGGAGACCGGGAUAGGAACGACAUUAGAUACCUCCUUUACGAGGCCCAUCACUGAGACCUACAGAGUAUCAACUGUAGAUUGUGUACCACGAAUACCUCUUUCCUUUUUUUUCCUUUUUUUUUUUUUUGUUUGUUGGGAACGUUGCUCAUGAAGGGGAAGGGCUUGAAGGGGCCCGCGAUUCUAUAAAGGGCGCCAUAUGCGCCAUAUUUGUCCUCUGCGUCGAGCUAUCUACACGAUGGAAACUCUUAUUCGAUGGACAGAAGAGAUCCGCUGCUCCGGGUGUACGCCACCAGACGGACCUAGCACACUGGGUCACUCAGCGUGCACACAGGAGUUAUCCGGGUUUCAUCAUUGCGCGAGGAAUCUAGGGACCUGUUAGCAGUGGAAACCAGCAUGGCUGGUCGGGGGUUGACAUGCUAGAUAGUCAAUCGACUGAAGUAACGAAA